Molecule: messenger RNA, 999 nt
Organism: Knipowitschia caucasica
Lineage: Eukaryota; Metazoa; Chordata; Actinopteri; Gobiiformes; Gobiidae
Source: the annotation of a GenBank genome assembly
AUGAAUGGACAAGCGUCCCCGGUGUACGAGGAGAAGAAGCCCUCGCUGCCAGAGCUCAGCUCCAUCUCCGCCAAAGACUCGUCCGCGGGACAAGAGUCCUCAUCCGCGGAUUUCUACAGCAGUCAGAGCGCGCAGGACUUUUACUCCAGCGCGCAACAGGCGUACACGGCGCCGCACAUGAACCCGUACGCGUACCACCACUACAACCUGAACGGCAUGGCUCCAAGCAGCGGCUACUCUGUGGGCAAGACGGAAUACCCGUACCCCCACACCGCCUAUAGGGAGCACAGCGCCUUCAGCAGAGAGUUCCAAGAGAGCGUGAAAGAGGAACCAGACAUGGAGGUGCGGAUGGUGAAUGGGAAGCCCAAGAAGGUGAGGAAGCCGCGGACCAUCUACUCCAGUUACCAGCUGGCCGUGCUGCAGCGCCGCUUCCAGAGCGCUCAGUACCUGGCUCUGCCGGAGCGUGCCGAGCUGGCGGCACAGCUGGGGCUCACACAGACACAGGUGAAAAUCUGGUUCCAGAAUCGCCGCUCGAAGUUCAAGAAGCUUUACAAGAACGGCGAGUUUCCUCUGGGAGACAUGCCCCUGGAACACAGCCCUGAGGCCAGCGACUCCAUGGCCUGCAACUCACCUCCCUCCCCGGCUGUGUGGGGCGAAAACACCCCCAACCCCACCCCCACCACCACCAACAGCAACAACAACAGCAGCAGCAACAGCAACAACAGCAGCAGCACAGGCAGCAGUAGCAGCAGCAGCACAAACAGUGGGGGCGGAGCUAAGAAUAACAGCAUGUUGGAUCCGGCCAAUCGGGGGCAGCCCACCUUCCAGCCGCCCGUGGAGUCUGCGGCCGCGUACAUGAGCGACUACAGCCACCCUCACUGGUACCAGGGGCCGGUACCAGGGGUGUCCAUGGGUCUGGGUCCGGCCGGCUCCAUGCACCUCGGCUCGGGCCCCUCCGCCGCCACGCCGGGCUCUCACAGCGUGGGGGCCGUGUACUGA